Sinocyclocheilus rhinocerous is the source of this 4443-nucleotide messenger RNA. It is a transcript of the gene hdac5, whose product is annotated as histone deacetylase 5. Gene Ontology annotation, molecular function: histone deacetylase activity. The transcript is spliced from 25 exons. Gene Ontology annotation, biological process: negative regulation of transcription by RNA polymerase II. NCBI's taxonomy places the organism in Eukaryota, Metazoa, Chordata, Actinopteri, Cypriniformes, Cyprinidae. The coding region runs from base 701 to 4072 and encodes 1123 amino acids. The record is from RefSeq and is a predicted model, not a curated record.
CACGUCUCUAUACCUCUGCUCUCUCGUUCGCCGUGCACCGCGGGUGAGGGUGCAGAGAUUCGGCUUUGAACAAUUACAUAAAAGCAACACAGUCGCACUAAACGAAGCUGUCGGACGGUUCACUUUAAGCCCAUUCAUCAGGAGAGCGACUUGUACGGAGAGGCAAAGGGAAGGAAGGAACAGAGGGACCGGUAGGCAAAAGUGAUCGUCUCUCCCGUUCUGUCGCUUUCAUCUCGUCCUGUCGCAUUUCGUCAUGGGGAAGUCGCUCUUUCGGAGUCCGCCGAUGCCACAUGCAUGACUUCAGGAUCCAGGCACGCUCAGACCGGGGUCUUGGAUACAAGCCACACUUGGACUUGUCGGUGUGAAUUAGCAGUUUGUUUCUGACAUCGACAAUUAGACAAGAAGGUGAUGUGGUUUAUGAAUAGCCUCGUUUGUGCGGCCGUAAAGCUGAUAGUUUGAGUGGACGAUUUAAGGAUUUGUCUGCAGCGGAUACCUGUUCUGAUUGCAUUUGUUUAUUUUUAUUUUUUGUUUUAGGACCAUGGAAUUAACAGGCAAAGCGGUUGUCGAUUUUUUGCAUGCAUGUACCUUUCGAUAAAGGACGCGCUGCUUUUUUCCCCUCUUGCUUCAAAUGUGUUAACUUUCUCCUUUUUCAUGUUAAUUUGUUUUUGCAUUAAUUGAGUGGCGAUAUUUUGAGACUGGCAUGCUUUUGAAGCCAACCGUACCGGGACUGUGCGCGAUGUUGCAGACGAUCUAUGAGACAGAAUCCUGCUUCUCUUCAGACAGCACAUCCAGCAGAGAGCGACCCGUGGAGCUGCUUUCUCAGUCCAGAAGCACCAGCAUGCCCAGCACCGUGGAUGUGAAGACCUUGCUCCCCUCUGGGAUGCAGAGUCCGGUGGGAGGUGGGGGAGAUCAGGGCGGAGGCAGCGGAGGGCCGGUGGACCUGCGUACGGACCCGCGUCUGAGUGCGCUAAGCACGGUGGACCCGGCGCUGAGGGAAAAACAACUACAGCACGAGCUGCUCUUGCUCAAACAACAACAAGAGCUUCAGAAACAGCUAUUGUUCGCCGAGUUCCAGAAGCAGCACGAGGUUUUGACGCGCCAACAUGAAGUGCAGCUACAGGAACAUCUGAAGCAACAGCAGGAGAUCCUUGCCGCAAAGCGUCAGCAGGAGCUGGACCAGAAGAGGAAGUUGGAACAGCAGCGUCACGAAGAGAUGGAGAAGCAGAGACUGGAGCAACAGCUCAUCAUGCUACGGAACAAAGAGAAGGGUAAAGAGAGUGCUAUUGCCAGUACUGAGGUCAAACUGAAGCUGCAGGAGUUCCUGUUGAGCAAAAAGGAACCCGGCCCCGGUGGACUCAACCAUUCCUUCCCCCAGAAGUGCUGGGGGGCUCACCACGCAUCCCUGGAGCAGAGCUCCCCUACACAGAGCAACACCUACAAACUCCCCCCACUGUUAGGGUCCUAUGAAGGCAAGGAUGACUUCCCUCUCCGUAAGACCGCCUCUGAGCCCAAUCUGAAGGUACGUUCACGGUUAAAACAGAAGGUGGCUGAGAGGAGGAGCAGCCCACUUCUUAGACGGAAAGAUGGUACUGUGAUCAGCACCUUCAAGAAAAGGGCGAUUGAGAUCUCAGUGUCCUCUAUGUGCAGCAGUGCUCCUGGCUCGGGUCCCAGUUCUCCGAACAGCUCUAACUGUGCCAUUGCCGAGAAUGGCUCCAGCGGAUCCGUCCCAAACAUCCACGCUGAGCAGUUGCGUUCUCUGCAUCAGUCUUUGACUGGAGAUGGGACACCGAGUCCCCUUAGCCUCUACACCUCUCCAUCUCUGCCCAACAUCUCUCUUGGACUGCCUGCCAACGCGCACAUCACGGCUCCUCAGAAAUUCAGUGCCCAGCAGGAGGCAGAGCGGCAGACAAUCCAGAGUUUGUGUCAAGGUGGGGCACUGACAGGGAAGUUCAUCAGCACAUCGUCCUUGCCGACGUGCCUUCCCACCGGGGCACCCCAUGACCCCGAGCCCCCUUCCGCUUCUAAUAGCCACAGUAGCCAUUCCUCGCUGCUCCAGCACGUCCUACUGCUGGAGCAGGCUCGUCAACAGAGCGCACUUCUCGCAGUUCCCAUGUAUGGGCAAUCUCCGCUGGUAACGGGUGAGCGGGUGUCCAACAGCAUGCGUACAGUGAAUAAGUUGCCUAGGCACCGGCCACUGAGCCGUACCCAAUCAGCGCCCCUGCCGCAAACACCACAGGCCCUGCAGCACCUCGUAAUGCAACAGCAGCACCAGCACUUCCUUGAGAAACAGAAACACUACCAGCUAAAUAAGAUCCUCUCCAAAGGGGCGGAGCUUCCAAGGCAGCCUCCCACGCACCCCGAGGAGACGGAGGAGGAGCUUACAGAAACCGCAGAGAUGCAGGACGAGCGAGGGGAGGGCCUUGAUCACGUAAGGGAGGGGUUACAGAAAGAGAGCUCCGGCGAGACCACACCCCCUUCGGAACGUCUGGUUCCGUUGAAGGGAGAAAGCACAGAAAGUGACUUGGAGGAAGAUGAUGAUGAAGACGAAGCCAUUGAACUGAGGGAAUGUGAUGAAGAGGGCGCCCCCUAUGGCCAGUAUUUGGACCAGCAGCAUGUGCAACAACUGAAUGUGUUCCAGACCUCUCUGUCCAUCACGGGAAUGCCCCACAGACCCCUGGGAAGGGCACAGUCGUCCCCCGUCACUUCUAGUCUUAAAGGAGCGCCCCUGAAUGAGGUGCCCAUUAAGCAUCUCUUCACGACAGGGCUGGUGUAUGACACCUUCAUGCUAAAGCACCAGUGCAUAUGUGGGAACACCAACAUCCAUCCCGAACACGCCGGUCGCAUUCAGAGUGUUUGGUCCAGGCUACAGGAAACAGGGCUGCUUGGUCGCUGUGAGAGGAUCAGGGGAAGGAAGGCCACACUAGAUGAAAUCCAAACUGUGCAUUCUGAGUACCACACGCUGCUCUACGGCACCAGUCCACUGAACCGACAGAAGCUGGACAGCAAGAAACUUUUAGGUCCAAUAAGUCAGAAAAUGUACGCUGUCCUACCGUGUGGAGGCAUUGGGGUGGACAGUGACACAGUGUGGAACGAGAUGCACUCGUCAGGAGCUGUCCGGAUGGCGGUGGGCUGCGUCAUUGAGCUGGCAUUCAAAGUUGCUGCUGGAGAACUGAAGAACGGGUUUGCAGUGGUCCGUCCUCCUGGUCAUCACGCGGAGGAAUCAACCGCCAUGGGUUUCUGUUUCUUCAACUCCGUGGCCAUCACUGCCAAACUCCUGCAGCAGAAACUCGGGGUGGGCAAGAUCCUGAUCAUAGACUGGGAUAUUCACCAUGGAAACGGGACCCAGCAGGCCUUCUAUAAUGACCCCAAUGUGUUGUACAUUUCCCUGCACCGUUAUGACGAUGGCAACUUUUUCCCAGGCAGCGGAGCUCCUGAGGAGGUGGGUGUAGGUCCAGGAGAGGGCUUUAAUGUCAACAUUGCCUGGACAGGUGGAGUGGAGCCACCUAUGGGUGAUGUGGAGUAUCUAACUGCCUUCAGAACGGUGGUGAUGCCCAUAGCCAAUGAGUUCUCCCCGGAUGUAGUGCUAGUGUCAGCUGGUUUUGACGCUGUGGAGGGCCAUCAGUCCCCCCUGGGUGGAUAUAAUGUCACCGCCAAAUGUUUCGGCCAUCUCACUAAGCAGUUGAUAAAGUUGGCUGGUGGCCGUGUGGUUUUGGCGCUGGAAGGAGGUCACGACCUCACUGCCAUCUGUGACGCAUCCGAGUCCUGUGUGGCUGCAUUGCUUGGAGACGAGUUGGAUCCUCUACCACUGGCAGUGCUUCAACAGAAACCAUGUCCAAAAGCCACAGCCUCUUUAGAGAGGGUCAUUGAGAUUCAGAGUAAACACUGGAUGUCUCUGCAGAGGUUGGCUCCUACAGUGGGUCAGUCUCUACUGGACGCUCAGAGACGGGAGAAGGACGAGGCAGACACUUUGACCGCCAUGGCCUCUCUCACUGUGGACAACGAUCAGCAAAAGACCUCCACAGAAACCAGCAGAUCAGCAGAGGAGCCGAUGGAGGAGGAGCCUGUGUUGUAGAAGAGCGAGUACAGUGCAUCACUGCUCCAACCUUCUUGUCCACGCGUGCUUGGCACUAGUCACGCCUCAUGUUCCUCCUCCCAGCUCUUUGAUUGGUUCCCUCGGUCCUUCACUCAUUUCCAGGUGCUUGACUGACACAUUCACAGCCCACCCACUUUCGCUUUUCUGAGGUUAAAGCAUAGCAAACUGUUGCCGAAAGGGGACGACAAGGCAUGAUGAGUAAUUACAGGACCACUCCAGUGAGGGUUGCGCAGCUGGACCGGCCGAACAAUGGAGUGCUCUUCAGAGAGAGGCCAUUGAUUUCAUUUUCUCAUUGUAUUGGUCUGAGGACGUAAAGAAGAAAAUGCAAAAAAAAAAAUCUAAAGAAGAGG